Messenger RNA from Grus americana (Whooping crane), 1851 nucleotides. It is a transcript of the gene LRRC57, whose product is annotated as leucine rich repeat containing 57. NCBI's taxonomy places the organism in Eukaryota, Metazoa, Chordata, Aves, Gruiformes, Gruidae. The record is from RefSeq and is a predicted model, not a curated record. Bases 247 to 963 code for a protein of 238 amino acids. The transcript has 7 exons. Gene Ontology annotation, molecular function: protein binding.
GGGGCAGCCGGUAAGUGCUUUUGAGGCGUCGGUUCUCGAAGGGUGGAGGCGGAGCGCAGGGCAGGGCGCAGGGGGUUUCGCCGCCGCGGAGCGUCGGUAUGCGGUGCCUGUACAGUAUUCAAACUGCUAUAAUGAAGGCACCUUAAGCUAGAGACUUUGGAUUGCAGCUCUGUAGUGCAGCAUAACUGAGAGAAACUGGCUGAGGCUAUCGCUCAAAGUCUGUACGCUUGACAGAGAACUGUUAGGAUGGGAAACAGCGCAUUAAAAGCCCACCUGGAGACAGCACAGAAAACUGGUGUGUUUCAGCUAACGGGAAAGGGACUUACAGAGUUUCCUGAAGAUCUGCAGAAGCUAACAAGCAACUUAAGGACAAUAGACUUGUCGAACAACAAAAUAGAGCUCUUACCACCACUCAUUGGAAAAUUUUCCUUUUUGAAGAGCCUUGUUCUAAACAAUAACAAACUGACUGUUUUACCUGAGGAGCUGUGUAAACUGAAAAAACUGGAAACACUACACUUGAAUGGCAAUCACUUGAGGCAGCUACCAGCUGCAUUUGGACAACUUUCAGCUCUCAAAACCCUGAACCUUUCUGGAAACCAGCUGCGGACUGUGCCUACACAACUCUCUGGUCUUCGCCACUUGGAUGUGGUAGAUCUUUCCAAAAACCAGAUCCAAAAUGUACCUGACACUGUGGGAGAAUUGCAGGCUAUUGAGCUCAAUUUGAAUCAGAAUCAGAUUUCGCAGAUCUCAGUGCAGAUCUCCCACUGUCCACGCCUCAAAGUCUUGCGUUUAGAAGAAAACUGUCUAGAACUCAGCAUGCUUCCUCAAAGUAUCCUCAGUGAUUCCCAGAUCUCACUGCUUGCAGUAGAAGGUAACCUCUUUGAAAUCAAGAAACUCAGAGAACUGGAAGGUUAUGACAAGUACAUGGAACGAUUUACAGCUACAAAGAAGAAGUUUGCAUGAUCAUUAUUCUGACCCUGUGUAUUCCCAGUAAGAAGAGUUAGUGACUGAAAGCACCUGCUUCACUGACUUAAACCAAGACUGAUGAUGGAGAUGAUCUAAGUACUCUUCCUCUAGUAGUCUGAUACAGUUGGUCUGUUAAGGCCACAUUGAAUAAACUUGAACUAGAGAACAUGGGUAUUGAACCAAUGAACCUGCCCAGGGGCCAGUUUUGAUUUUUGUGCCACUAUAGCUUUUAACACAAUACAUGUUCUCCUUUGUCAGGGCUUGUUCUUUCACAGAGAAAGGGAAUGAGUGCUUCAAAAUUGCCAGUUCCCUUUUGUCCCAAAGCUGGCUGUUGAUUUGUAAGAUGAUUAUUUCUCUUGGAAACAUUUUUCUCUGAUCACACAUGGAAGUUCUACCACCAAAGCAGAUCUGAAACAUUGUAUGUCUUGCAGUAAGCACUAUUCUACAGAGAACAACUUUUACAGAUGUUUUAGUUUAUAUCCUAAGUUUUUUAUGAAGCACAAACAGUUGCAGCUAAGUUAUGUGUUUUAUUAACUGCUUCCAGUAAACAAAUCAUGGUUUGCACAUCCUUCAUUUGUGUUUUACUGUACAGACUUUCUUUUCCCAUAAGCAAGAAUUGCACUACAGUCCACUUCUGCUUGCACUGUCUCAAAUAAAAAUGAGGCUCACCAAUGUAUUCAGUAAAAACAUGUAGUGCUGGAAAAUAUAAUACCCUUACACUGGUUCCUUGUGUACAAAGCAAUGCUGAAAGUUUUAGUUGUCUGUCUACUGCUGCUGCCUUAUUACCAGAAGCACCUAGAAAGAGCUAAAAAUGUAUGCAAUUGUGUAACUUAUACUGAAAAGGAAAGUGUACUGGUUUAUUUUAGUAAAUUAUUUUCAAAAAAA